UGUUCAUUAUUGGAUCAAGUCAGUGUCAUGUAUUUUAUAAUAACUGAGGAAUUUUUGAAGGAUGUCCCGAAUUUAUGCCAUAGCAGACAUUCACACAGACCACAAGGACAACGUGAAGCAUGUGAAGAGCUGGAAAAGGGAAAGAUAUGGCAAUGACACGUUGAUUUUAGCUGGUGAUGUCACGGAUUCGAUCUCGCUGCUGGAAGAAACGUUAUAUGAGCUCACUCAAACUUUUCAGCAAGUUUUUUUCGUACCAGGCAAUCAUGAACUCUGGGUAAAGAGUGGCAAGGAGAAGAACUCCUUCCAAAAGUUCCAUGAAAUCCGGCGCUUGUGUGACCGUUUGGGUGUGAAGACUCGCCCUGGCCGUGUAGCUGUGCUCGAAGGACAGGAUGUCAUGGUGGUGCCCUUGUUCUCGUGGUAUACCACCCCAGAGGAAGAUAGCAUGGACACAUUGUAUGUCCGCCACCCCUCAGUCAGUGAAGAUGUGGCCACCAUGAACUUGAUGUGGAUGGACAACCACAACUGCGUGUGGCCAACUUUGUACGACUCCUACCCAGCUCAAUAUUUCUGCGAGCUCAAUGAAGACGCUGUGGCCAGCUCUUACGAUAUCCCUGUGAUAUCCUUCAGUCAUUUUAUGCCCAGAUCUGACCUCAUCCUUCCGUCAGAGAAGGAAAAUGCUGCUGUAAUCAUGGAGCGCACAAGCAUGGGUCUGGAGCCGUCUCUACCACAGAACCAAGGUGCUCCAAGGUUUUUUAACUUCAGUCGUUUUGCCGGCUGCAAACAGUUAGAUGUUCAGAUUCGUCAGUUAGGAUCAGUCAUUCACUUCCAUGGCCACCAGCACAGGAACAGAGACCGUGUGAUUGAUGGUGUAAGGUAUAUCUCCCACAGCCUGGGCUACAAACGGGAGCGGGACGAGGGGCUUUUAUGGGGAAUGUCACACUGGGGCGGCCCUCGCCAGAUAUGGCCCCUUGCGAAGUCUGACAAACCGUCUAAUGGAGACACUGCCAUUAACAAAGAACCAGAGAUAUCAUAAGGUGCCCAAAAUGUGGUGUGAGAUUUGUGCCACAGUAAUGAUUUCUUGUUUUCAGUUUUGUACUGUGAAAGGCAUUUCAGUAAGGUAGACAGGACUUGUCUUUUAUAUUUUAAGUGCUUUUUAGAAGCAGUUUUACCUGUCACCACUGCCUUAUAUGGAAAGUAUAAUACAUGUAAAUGUGAUUCAAGACAUUUGUGAUCAAAUACUUCAGUCUUUGAAAAAAGGCAAUUUUUAUAGUAGACUGUUCAAAGAAGUAAUAAUUCAGUUAUUUUUAGAAAAAAUUGAACAGCACAAAUCUAAACCAAUUUUUGUUAUUAUUUUAGAAUAGCCCUAAUAAUUACCUUUCACAAUAUAUCAAUGUGCACGUUCAAAAUCUGAAUUAAAAGUUCUAAAAAUUUUCUAAAGCAGGUCAUAUUAUAAAUUUUUCAAACUUAAUCGAUUUAACACUAAAUGGUACCAGUAUGAGUCUGAUAUUUACUGAAAGGCAAUAAUUUGAGCUAUUCUUGGCAAAUACAUAAAUUUUAUUUGAUUAGCGAAUUCGAUUUUUUUCCAAAACACUCCAUACAUUCUUGUUUAAAAAAAAAUACACUUUAUGAUUUUCAAGGUUCAACUUGACAUGAUAAGUUUUAUGGCUAUUUUUGUAGUUCUAGAUUAUCUCCCUUUACAUUCUUUCUCUUGCUCACAUUGGAGUGCGGUGUCGCAAAGACACGAAGAAAUUCACCUGACCAAACAUGUGCGUGACGCCUGGCCAAAUCUAUUUGUCACACCUGGCCAUGGCUAAGUCUCUGUGUUGCUAAACCUGUGUGACAAAUGUGGCCAAAGCAAAGUGUCGCAUGUGGUCCAACCCUAUACUCCUUAAAGCGCAGGCAUUGGUUUCUACCUUUGCUUUACAUCACUGCCAUCACUGCCAUUUUUACAGAAAUUUUUAACAACGCUGAGGUCACAUCGGUCAAAUGUGACAAAUCUGAUUUGAUCAUCCGUAGUUAUCACAAAACACUCAGCAGUUUGUCACUGUUGAAUAGCUUGCAUGGAAGCAGAGGCAUAGUUGGUGCUCCAUUGUUCUGACCGCUGUACAAAGCACUCGCCAUGCAUUUGUUAUUGACAGUAUUCACAACCUACGUCUGUGGUCAGAGUUGUCAACAAUCAGCUGUGAAUUGAAGCUGUCUUGAAGACCUGGCACGAAGCGAUUUUACACUUAAGUCAAAAUUUCAGAUGGCUUUAAAAUAGUUAUUUCCUGCGGAGCAAGGGCAAAAUAUUUGCUUGACAAUGUAAAUUUAGCAAAAUCAUUGCAUAACAAAUUUCAACCAAAAUAACGGAAAGGAACGUACCAAGUUUAAUGAUAGAAUUAUGAGUCUAAGAUUGGGUCGUGAUCCCGGGACUAGGCGCCUGUUCAUUGUAUUGGUGCUAAAUCAUUCCAAAUUACUGUCUCAAAAUAGGUUUUUUCAUGUUUCUUUUUUUUUAACAAGAAAACUUCGUGUACAUGUACAUUUUAUCAUUUGUGUGAGGAAUAUUUUACUGUGUCUAGAAUCAGAGUGGACGUGAAUUUAUAUCCACGUCUUUAAUUACAUUAAAUGGACAAGUAAGUAAGAUUUGCUGCUAAAAUUAGUCCGCUGAUGAAAUUCCAGCAGCUCUUAUAGUAGAAUAUAUUUCUUCAUAAUUUAGAGGUUUCUCAAGAAAGUAUGCUGUCGCUAAAUACAAGAGUCAUAAUUGUUCAAAGUUAACUGAUGCACAAGUAGUGUAUCUCCAAAAAACGAAAGCCUCAAGUGGCCAUCUAAUGUCAGAUGGCAAAGCAAAAUGCUGAAUUGAGUAUUGAGCAUUGAGCAUAAUGUGUCAAAAUGAAGCUAUAAUUUUUCGGACUAACUCUACCUCUAUUUUACGCGAAACUUGUCUACGGAUUUACUAGGCUGUUCAAAAGGAUGUUAGCCAUUAAGCCUGGGUUAAAUCCACAAAUCCUUAGUUAACUUUUAACCUGGGUGACAUUUACGUUGUUAAUAGCAGUGUUGGCGCUAACAUCCCGACCCUUGAUUUUAAAUUACACUAGUCUAGACCUAUAUAUGUGUGUAUAUGUAUACGUGUAUGUGUCAUACUCAAGCGCUUUAACAUCUCAUCAAUAGGGACAUACGUUAACUUUCAGUAUGCUCGUUGUUGUUCCAUGAAAUGUAAAUGCUAUCACUCACUUACACUACUUGUAUUUCUUGAUUUCUUUGUUUGCUGUUUAACCUUGGCCGAGGUGGUUAGCGUGCCCGCGCGGCACAAUGAUUGACCCAUGCUGGAGCCCCUCACCAAUGAGUUCAAGUCCAGCUCAUGAAGCAGCAUGCGCUAUUAUCACAAUCACUAUACCGAACUGUCAUUGGGCAUGGUACAAAACAUAGUUUGUAAGGGUUGAAAUUAACAAGUAUAAAGUUAUCAUUUGCAAUGUAAAACAUAA
This is a messenger RNA of Liolophura sinensis, 3461 nucleotides long. RefSeq names its product acyl-carrier-protein phosphodiesterase PptH-like. Gene Ontology annotation, molecular function: hydrolase activity. The transcript is spliced from 2 exons. Bases 62 to 1033 code for a protein of 323 amino acids. Lineage: Eukaryota; Metazoa; Mollusca; Polyplacophora; Chitonida; Chitonidae. The record is from RefSeq and is a predicted model, not a curated record.